AUGGAUAACAACAAUACAUCCGAUGAAUUUUAUAAUUUAACUAAAUUAGCAGAAGUCAGUUUGGCAGCAGCAACAGGACAAAUAUUUUGGAAUAAUUAUAGACACAGACUCGACGAAGGAUGUUACGAGAAAUUACCCGAACAAGAAUAUCCCGAAGAUCUAUCACAAGAUUCCAUAUCGAAAUCCAUAAUCGAACAUAAAUCUACGGAUAUACACACGUGUCCGGAAUGUGGUAAACGUUACAGUACGAGCAGUAAUUUGGCCAGACACAGGCAAACUCACAGAUCAUUAGCAGAUAAAAAAGCACGAGCUUGUCCUCAUUGUGACAAAAUUUACGUAUCCAUGCCGGCAUAUUCAAUGCACGUGAGAACACACAAUCAAGGAUGUAAAUGUUCGUAUUGUGGAAAAUGUUUUUCGAGACCUUGGCUACUACAGGGACACAUAAGAACUCAUACAGGAGAAAAACCGUUCAAGUGUACAGUUUGCAAUAAAGCAUUUGCUGACAAAUCAAAUCUUCGAGCACACAUACAAACUCAUUCGAAUAUGAAACCACACGUUUGUGGAAGAUGCGGAAAAGCAUUUGCAUUAAAAUCAUAUCUUUACAAACACGAAGAAUCAUCUUGUAUGAAAACUCAAUUGUCAACAACAACAACAACAACAACAAACGGUGAUAAAAAAAAUCAAUCGAAAGAAUCAUUAUAUGGAAACAAACCGAUAUUAUCAAUACCAACACCGGUUAUAAGUAUUGCAAUUAGAGUUUGA
This is a messenger RNA of Pediculus humanus corporis (human body louse), 762 nucleotides long. Its product is annotated as zinc finger protein SNAI1, putative. Gene Ontology annotation, molecular function: DNA-binding transcription factor activity, RNA polymerase II-specific; RNA polymerase II cis-regulatory region sequence-specific DNA binding. Gene Ontology annotation, biological process: regulation of DNA-templated transcription. The record is from RefSeq and is a predicted model, not a curated record. NCBI's taxonomy places the organism in Eukaryota, Metazoa, Arthropoda, Insecta, Psocodea, Pediculidae. Bases 1 to 762 code for a protein of 253 amino acids. The transcript is spliced from 3 exons.